AUGAAAAACUCAAAGGUCACAUUAAAGGAUCAGAGUCUUCUUGUACAGAAGUGCUUUAUUGGUGGGAAAUGGGUUGACGCGACAUCCAAAAAGGCAUUUGAAGUUCAUGACCCAGCGACAGGCGAGCUUAUCGGAAAUUGUCCCGAAACAGCAGCAGAAGACGCUCAGCAUGCCAUCCAAGCAGCCUCCGAUACUUUCAACGAAUGGCGCUCCAAGUCUGGCCGCGAGCGAUCGAGGAUUCUCCGUCGCUGGUAUGAAUUGGUGAUGGAGAACAAGGACGACCUUGCUACCAUCAUCACCUGGGAAAACGGAAAGGCGAAACCAGACGCUGCCGGUGAAGUCGUGUUCAGUGCAAGUUUCAUCGAAUGGUUCGCUGAGGAAGCGGCGAGAAUCUAUGGGGAGGUGGUGCCUCACAGCACUUCUGGAAGCAGGGUGCAUGUGACUAAAGAACCUGUCGGUGUUUGUGGGUUGAUUACGCCUUGGAAUUUCCCUAUCGGUAUGCUCGCGCGCAAAGCCGCCGCCGCUCUGGCUGCAGGAUGCACAUGCAUUAUCAAAACUGCCGGUGAAACUCCCUUCAGUGCCAAUGCUCUGGUGCUACUCGCGUCACGAGCCGGUUUGUCCCCUGGAGCCCUAAACGUCGUAACUGCUCUGGAAAAUACCCCAGAGAUAGGCUCCACGUUGUGUGAAUCCCCUAUCGUCCGCAAGGUCUCAUUCACCGGCUCUGUGCGAGUGGGCAGGCUUCUGAUGAAGCGAAGCAGCCAAACACUGAAAAAGCUCAGCUUGGAGCUCGGAGGCAACGCACCUUUUAUUGUACUUGAUGAUGCAGAUUUGGACUGGGCUGUUACUGGGCUCAUCGCAUCCAAGUUCAAGUGUUCUGGUCAGACUUGCGUUUGUACCAACAGAAUAUUCGUACAGAGCGGGAUCUAUGACAGCUUCGUCGCGAAAGCUGUCGAGGCAAUUAAGCAACUACGGGUGGGCUCUGGCUUUGAGGAUGGAGUCACUCAGGGACCAUUGGUUCAUUCGCGCGCGGUCUCGAAUAUGACGAAUCUCGUCGAAGAUGCGAUCUCAAAAGGCGCAAAAGUCGUCCUUGGUGGAAAGCCAAUGUCUGAACUCGGCACAAACUUUUUCGAGCCGACUGUGAUUACAGGUAUGACUUCUGAUAUGAAGAUGGCUCAGGAGGAGAUCUUCGGCCCGAUCGCAGCAAUAUCCAGAUUCGAUACUGAAGAAGAGGUCAUUGCGUUGUCGAAUGAUAGCGAGGUGGGCCUGGCUGCAUACGUUUUUACCGAAAACUUGCGACGCUCACAGUACAUGAUUGAGAGUUUGCAUGUGGGUAUGGUUGGAUUGAACACUGGCGUCAUUUCGGAUGCUUCUUCACCAUUCGGUGGCGUCAAACUGUCGGGGCUCGGGAGGGAAGGAAGUAAGCACGGCAUUGACGAGUAUCUGGAUAUGAAGACUGUGGUUACUGGACGAGCUGCGAGCGUUUUCCGGUCAAGUCUUUAA
Messenger RNA from Aplosporella prunicola CBS 121167, 1500 nucleotides. RefSeq lists its product as uncharacterized. The transcript has 5 exons. Gene Ontology annotation, molecular function: succinate-semialdehyde dehydrogenase (NAD+) activity. The record is from RefSeq and is a predicted model, not a curated record. Gene Ontology annotation, biological process: GABA catabolic process. Lineage: Eukaryota; Fungi; Ascomycota; Dothideomycetes; Botryosphaeriales; Aplosporellaceae. Bases 1 to 1500 code for a protein of 499 amino acids.